This is a messenger RNA of Botrytis cinerea B05.10, 1074 nucleotides long. RefSeq lists its product as hypothetical. The transcript is spliced from 2 exons. Gene Ontology annotation, cellular component: ubiquitin ligase complex; cytoplasm. The record is from RefSeq and is a predicted model, not a curated record. NCBI's taxonomy places the organism in Eukaryota, Fungi, Ascomycota, Leotiomycetes, Helotiales, Sclerotiniaceae. Gene Ontology annotation, molecular function: zinc ion binding; ubiquitin conjugating enzyme binding; ubiquitin protein ligase activity. The coding region runs from base 8 to 1069 and encodes 353 amino acids. Gene Ontology annotation, biological process: positive regulation of proteasomal ubiquitin-dependent protein catabolic process; ubiquitin-dependent protein catabolic process; protein polyubiquitination.
GAAAAUCAUGUCUAUCUACGAUAGAAGUAGCAAUUUGCCUGGAUUCUUUCUCGGUCGUGGUAUAUCAGAUUAUCGAAGAGAUGUUUUACAACAGAUAAUGAAAUUUUCAGAACAAACGAGACACUCCAGAUACAACAAAAGUCAAAUGAUUGAUUGUUUGAAUGAGCUCCUAACCACCGGAAACAUAUCCCGAAAUAAAAUCAACGCCAUUGAAACUUGGCUACAACGCGGUGCCACAGGUUCGAUCGCGGAUCACCACAAUCCACGAAAACGAGGAUCUUCAGCACCCGAGGCACCUCAAGCUACCAAUCACACGAGAGCUAUCAAACGCCCACGCAGAAGUGUUCGUGAAGAAGUGGUUGAGGCUCCAGAGCCUCAACUAAAAGAAUGUUCAAUCUGUGCGGAAGAACGCGCAUUCGCCGAUUUCCCCGAUCGGAUCACCGCUGGGUGUUUACAUGAUUCAUCAUGCUGUAACACCUGUCUUUCUCAGUCAAUUGGUGCACAAAUUGAAAGCAUCCAAUGGGACCAGAUUUCAUGUCCCGAAUGCCCGGAACUACUCUCUUUCGACAAUGUCAAGUCUUUCGCCUCUGAGGCUGACUUCGCUAGGUAUGACAAAAACGCCCUAUUGUCCUACAUCAGCAAUGAUCCUAAAUUUACUAACUGUUUGGGACCGAACUGCGGCGAUGGUCAGAUUCAUCAAGACGGUGAAAAUCAGCCAAUUAUGACAUGUGGGACAUGUAGUUUCAAGACGUGCUUUACCCACAAAAUCCCAUGGCAUACCGGCUUAACUUGUGGGCAGUUUGAUGUCCAGAACAGAGGGGCAGCAUCUGAGCAAGAGAAGAAAAGUCAAAGACUAAUCAAGAGGGCCACUAAGCCAUGCCCAAGUUGCAAUGCUCCGAUCUUGAAAAAUAAAGGCUGUGACCACAUGACUUGUACUCAUUGCGAUUAUGAGUUCUGCUGGCUGUGUUUGGCCGACUAUGAAACGAUCCUAACUACGAGCAAUGCGGCACAUAGGCCAAACUGCUUUCAUUAUCGUCCGGAUGGAAGUGGCCCAAGAUAUGCUUUUUAAACGGA